Messenger RNA from Lentinula edodes (shiitake mushroom), 1380 nucleotides. RefSeq lists its product as uncharacterized. The record is from RefSeq and is a predicted model, not a curated record. The transcript is spliced from 5 exons. Bases 1 to 1380 code for a protein of 459 amino acids. NCBI's taxonomy places the organism in Eukaryota, Fungi, Basidiomycota, Agaricomycetes, Agaricales, Omphalotaceae. Gene Ontology annotation, biological process: secondary metabolite biosynthetic process. Gene Ontology annotation, molecular function: monooxygenase activity; FAD binding.
AUGCAACAAGGCCUUCACGUAGCAAUCAUUGGAGCAGGCAUAGGAGGACUUUCCUGCGCAUUAGCAUUGGCCAAGUACGGGAUACAGCGUAUUGAUGUCUAUGAGGCAACGUCGGAUCUAGGUUUCGUGGGAGCAGGGAUUCAGCUUGCACCGAACAUGGGAAGAAUACUCAAACGAUUGGGAUGCUGGGAGCCGGUAACGAAGGAGGCUACAGAGGUCAAGGUUGCAAGUAUUCGGCAGCACAACGAUAACAAGGAGUUAGGUCGUGUUGAAUUUGCACAUGUCAGAGAAGAAUACGGGACACCUCAUAUGGUCAGCCACAGAUCUUCGUUAGCAGGAGAAUUGUACAAUGCCUGCAAGGAAGAGAAAGCCAUCACCUUCCACUUCGAUUCAUCCUGUAGCAUCAAAACCUGGCAACCAAAGCCCAAAUUAGUUGUUACUCCUAGGAACGGCGAAUCGUACGAUGUUUUUGCAGACGUCGUGCUGGCGGCCGAUGGCAUCAAGUCUUCAGUACGUCCACAAAUAUUGAAAGAGCUUGGCGUCGAUGUAGAAGUGACCGACUCCGGUCAGUCUGCAUACCGUAUCAUGCUCACGAGAGAUCAGAUGAAAUCAGAUUCAGAGAUACUCGAGCUCCUAGAAGCCGACCAGGUAACACGGUGGAUUGGUGAACGAAGACACAUAAUUGCAUACCCAAUCAGUAACAAGAACAUCUACAACAUCUCGACCGCGCAGCCGGAUACCCAUUUCGCAUCAGCCCCCUCUGCAACGUACACGACGCGCGGCUCGAAAGUUGAUAUGCUUGACAGCUUCAAGGACUUCUGUCCCCUGAUACAACGCAUGCUAAACCUCGUUCCGGAAGGAGAUGUCUGCGAAUGGAAGCUCAGGGUCCAUAGCCCAUUGCCGACGUGGGUCAGAGGGAGCGUUGCGCUUGUUGGAGAUGCCUGUCAUCCUACACUUCCUCAUCUUGCUCAAGGGGCUGCACAGGCUGUUGAGGACGCAGGGGUUCUGGCAGUUAUCUUGUCUAUGUUACCGGAAGCAAAUUCGGACUCGAUUAACAAGGCAUUGAGAAUGUACGAGCGUGUGCGAAAAGAACGUGCAGAGACGCUGGUAGAUUUAGCGGCAGCGUCCUGCAGGACCCUGCACUUGGGAGAAGGAGCAGCAAGAGAGGAAAGAGAUAAACAAUUCGCGGCACUGAAGACCAAAGGAGGGCCAAGUCCGGACAAGUAUAUGGAUGCGGAGGUGCAGAAAAUGAUUAUGGGGACAGACGUGAUGGAGCUGGCGCGAGUUGAAUUUCAGAGAACAUUCAGCCCCACUGUUGUGGACUGCACACCUUGCUUGAGAUCAAAAAUGCGGCGCGCAUCUAGGAUCUGGAUAGGAUAG